GCCCUACAAGUCUCUCGGCCAAGGUUUGCAGAUGUGCGUAGGCGUAGUUGCCAGUUUCACAGGACUUGCUGGUAUUUUUGAUGCGUUGUGGACGCCGCGCAACAAAUUUUCCGGAUUUACCAUUGCUUUCCUGGUAUUCGACCUCGUUAGCUUUGUCCUUUCGCUAACAUCUUUAUGUGUGAUCGUCGUUCACAUUUACACAAACAAUACAGACUCUGGAAGCUAUAGCUGGUUCGUGUUAAUCCUUAGCAUCAGUGAGGUAUUGGCAGACUUCAUCCUGGUACUGUUUAGCUGCCACUUUUAUGUAACUUUGCAUCGGAGGAUGCACAGCUGUUUCCAAAUGGAGACAAUCGACGACGUAGUAAACAAUGACGAAAUCGAGAUGCAUGACGUGGUCCAGCACAGCGAGAUGCCGGGUAUUCAACCGCCUUUGAACUAACAUUGGAGGUUAGAACAAGUUCAGCGGCGGACGUUAGCGCCGAGGUCACUCGGCGGAUAGCGGAAAUAAUGAGGGUGGCAAACACGUCGUCUAACCUCAAGGGGACGUACGUAAAAGUCCUCAGGGAUGCAGCGGCAUAUAUCGCCAUCGCAUGGAAGGACCGGGGAAUGAAGGAGACUGGUCCAGCACCAAAUGGCGGCACCGCGACCAUGAGGACAGUGGAAGAGAGACUGCUAGCUUUGGAGGAGGAAAAUGCGGCCCUUCGUCAAGAACUAGCACGAAGGCCCGCGCCGGACCCCACCUCGCGGGAAAGCAAGAGCGAGAGCGCGCGCAUAGAAACACUCGAGAAGGAGCUCAAGGAACUCGGCCCAAGAAUACGAGAGGCCAUCGAGGAAAGAAAUGGGGGCGGACGACCGCGCACCCCAGAACCCAGAAGAAAGGCAGACCACUCUGCCACCCCCAAGACCAUCCAGAAGUCGGCACCCCCGAAAGAACAGGGGAACGAUGAAUGGAAGGUGGUGGAGUCGCGGAAGAAAAGGAAGGAGAAGAAAACGCCCGCCUCUGCCGGCGAUGAAACAAAGAAAGGGGCGACCUCGGCUACGCAGGUCAGGAACACAGGUGCACCGAAACAGAGCACCAACACCACGACCGCUACCAGGAAGGAAGCGGCCAAAACACAAAGGACGACUAAGCUACCCCGCACACCGCGAACGUCGGCGGUGACUAUAACGAUAAGGGAGGGAGCGAACAUGUCGUACGCCGACGUGCUCGCAACGGCGAGGGAGAAGAUCCCGUUGAAGGAGAUCGGCGUAGAGGCCGUAGAAAUGCGGAAAGCAAUGACCGGGGCAAUAGUAAUCAGAGUCCCCGGCGAUAAAGACAGAGGGAAGGCGUCGCGUCUAGCGGCAAAACUCAACGAGGUGUUGGACCCAACAGUGGUGAAAAUAGCAGCUCCAAUAAAGACGGCGGAGCUGAGGCUGGCAGGAAUUGACAUUUCGAUGAGGAAGGAAGAAUUGCGGCGAGCGCUGGCAUCGGCAGCUGGAUGCGGAAACGCGGAGGUGCAGGUCGGGGAGAUCGGCACAACCAGAAGCGGUUUCGGGACUGCGUGGGUCAAGUGCCCGGUGGCAGGAGCCCGAAAACUAACCCAUUGUUAAACAUUGUUAAACAUUGUUAAACACUGUAUCAAUUUUUAUCGUGUUGCAAUUGUUCUCUAUUGUAUCUAUUGUUAUGUAUCAUAU
Bombus pascuorum is the source of this 1674-nucleotide messenger RNA. RefSeq lists its product as uncharacterized. The record is from RefSeq and is a predicted model, not a curated record. The transcript has 2 exons. NCBI's taxonomy places the organism in Eukaryota, Metazoa, Arthropoda, Insecta, Hymenoptera, Apidae. The coding region runs from base 508 to 1590 and encodes 360 amino acids.